Messenger RNA from Strongylus vulgaris, 236 nucleotides. NCBI's taxonomy places the organism in Eukaryota, Metazoa, Nematoda, Chromadorea, Rhabditida, Strongylidae. The record is from the annotation of a GenBank genome assembly.
AUGCGCAGUAAUCUAACGGUAACAGGUAGCUCGUAUCCGACCAGUUUCGACUACUCCGCAUACAAUCCGCAGUACUAUAAUGGCAUGCGUGCCGGCUAUUACGGUAAUGCACUUGCAGCAGGCGCUACUGCUUAUACGGGAACAGCUCUCUCCUCGGACACAUCAUCGGAACUCUCAGCGUUCUCGCUGAAAUGUGAUAAAAAAGGUCUGUUAAUAAUAGUCUUCAUCACUUGAUU